Molecule: messenger RNA, 2570 nt
Organism: Trematomus bernacchii (emerald rockcod)
Lineage: Eukaryota; Metazoa; Chordata; Actinopteri; Perciformes; Nototheniidae
Gene: tmem106ba
Product: transmembrane protein 106Ba
Exons: 8
Coding region: 112-882 (256 amino acids)
Source: RefSeq, a predicted model, not a curated record
ACGAGGGGGGCGUUCCUAUCGGCUUCAUUCUCCACUGCUGUGCUGGACCACAACAAACAGCGACGACAUCGAAUGUUAAGCAAGUAAAACAAAUAACAGACGGCUGCAAAUAUGGGCAAGUUCCAUUCUCACAUGGCUAACCCCAAAGACGAAAGUCAGGACGCGCUGACAGCUUCUGACGGGGAUGAGGAUGGAAAGAAUGGAGACGUUUCUCAGUUCCCCUACGUGGAGUUUACUGGACGGGACAGCGUGACAUGUCCGACAUGUCAGGGCACCGGCCGUAUACCACGAGGUCAAGAGAAUCAGCUUGUGGCUCUGAUUCCCUACAGCGACCAAAGGCUCAGGCCGAGCAGGACAAAGCAGUAUGUCACGAUAUCAGUGGUCCUCUGCCUGCUGCUGUCAGGCCUCGCUGUUUUCUUCCUAUUCCCUCGCUCUAUUGAUGUCUCCUAUGUGGGAGUGAAGUCCGCCUACGUCUCCUAUGACCUGGACAAACGCAUCGUUUAUCUCAACAUCACAAGCACCCUGAACAUCACCAAUAAUAACUACUACACCAUAUCUGUGACCAACAUCACAGCCCAAGUGCAGUUCUCCAAGACGGUGAUCGGCAAGGCCAAGUUGAACAACAGCUCAAUGAUCAUACCACUGGAUGAGCGGCAGAUUGACUACACAGUUCCCACCACCAUUGCCGAUGAGAUGAGUUACAUGUUUGACUACUGCACCUUGCCAACCAUCAAAGUUCACAACAUUGUGGUCAUGAUGCAGGUGACGGUGACGACUUCGUACUUCGGCCACACGGAGCAGGUCUCCCAGGAGAUGUACCAGUACGUGGACUGUGGGGGGAACACCACCUCCCUGCAUGGUCAUGUUCAGGUCUACCAAUAAAAAGAAACAGAAGGAGCCCAAGCAUUAAAACACUGCUGUGGCUGAGGGUCUAACAGAUAAACGGGCUGACUUCCGCGAGGCAAAUCCUUGCACAAUGACAAUGAAAUAAUGCAUAGGGACAUAACUUUUAUUAAACUAGUCAGUGGCUCAUCCAUUCUUACGAUUCCCAAACACUUGCACGAGCUUCUUUGGGUUGAAACUUGUCAAACAGGCUGUUAAAAGUAGAGAAGACAUAUUUUGCAUUACUUGCCUCAAGGUUUGUUGUCAUUUUUCACCCAGGUGCCAACAAAAUAAGUUAUGUAAUUUAAUAUUCACAUAAAUGGCUAACAUUCCCAUCAUGUUUUCACUGUGAUUCCUGAACAAUUACAUUUCAGAAAGCAUUAGUUUCAGAUAUGAUGCACUUUAACGAGCGAUGCACCAAUCAUUCGGCCGAAACCAAAGUCAUUUUUUUUUUUUUUUUGCUUUUGAAAUGUACAAACAUGCCGCAUAAUGGUUAGGUUAUGGUCACACACACACACACUCACAUCAUAUCGUCAUUAUUUAUGGUAAUGACAUAAAGUGUGUUAUUAUACAGAUAUGCUUGGCCUGUAACUGGGCACAGUUUUGGAGAAAAUGUUAGUUAAUGGUAAAAAGAUGUAUUGUAAACAUUAAAUUCAACUUUUAUUAUCAGGAAAGUUACAAAGCUGUUUGUGUAACUUAUAGUUCUUGAUAGAAAGGAAAUCUAAACCAACAGGUCAGACUGGAAAAAUAAUUGACAUCGGCCAAAAAUGUGCAGUUGGUGCAUCUCUAACUUUAACCUGGUCCAUAUCUAUAGAUAUGAAUGAAUGUAGAAUGAGUAUCACCUACUACUCUAUACCACUUUUAAUGAAAAAUACAACCAAGGUUCAAGAGUGGAACAAAAAUGUGCUGUUUCUCUUGUUGCUGUCACUUUCUCUUUUUUUAUUAUGCUUUAUAGAAAUAUGAUUCUUUAUUUGUGUAGCUCUAAAUAAAUAGAUGAUGUUUUAUAUUGUAUCAGUUGUUAUUUUUGCUCAGAGUUCUUUAGCUUGGGUAUAGGUAGUGUAGCAUUCACCUGAGUGAUUUAAAAGCAAAUGUGACUACUAUGAAGACUGCUACAUAUUGUUACAAGGUAACAAGAUAACUUUGUAAAAGGGAUUUAUAAAAAAGGUAAUUUAUAGCUAAUGUGAAGCAUUAAAGUGGUCUAUAAACAUGCUGAACUGUGUAAAUGUAAAAUAUGUCACAUCUGUCUUGCUUCCUAACAUGCUUUAUCUGGAUUCAUUGCAAUCUCUUCCCUUUCAUUGUGGUUUUUAUUUUUGUGGGCUAUGUUGUAAUUUGCAAUAAUUUGUUUAAUAUUCUAACACACUUUAACUUGUAUCAUGAGUGGACUGGUUUUCUUUGGUUUCUUUUAGUCAAAUGUUAUCAUUUUGUGUUGACAUUUAAAAAAAACUCAAUGUGAAGUAUCUAAAGGUUUUUGAUUAUACAGUCAUUCAUUUAUGAUCGGACAGAUAUGAUAAAAUGCCAUAAUGCAAGUUUUUCUAACUAUUACUACAAUUUCUAGACUCAUAAGAAAUCUGUAAUCACCCAUCCCUUCUUUAUAUUUGAUGAGAUAGUGUAUAUUUGAAAACCUCUACACAGGGGUUUUGUGUUUUUCAUGCAUUAAAACAAAAAUAAAAUCAUGCCUCAUUUUAAAA